AUGAUUCCGUUACGACCACUACUAUCUAUAUUAUCUCUCGCAGGUUCGGCUCUGGCCAUUGGCCAGAAUGCCACUGUUGCUUUCAAUGCCUCCGCCGGAUCGCAUGAACUGGCCUCGCGAGGCUCUUCUGUCCAGAUCAUGGCAGACAACAAUGAUUGGCCUGCUGUGCUAAAGGCAGCUCAUGAUCUGUCCCAAGACUUUGGCCGAAUCACUGGCACCAACGGAUCUGUCAUUCUGUCAAACACAUCCGACGCCUCUGGUGUCCCAGCUUACAAUGCUGGCUCGUACUUCAGCGGCAACCCAAACAACGCCUCGAUGAUCUUCAACAUAACCGGCUUGACCACAUUCAGUACGACAAGUUCUGGAUCAAAAGGAGGAAUUAUCAUUGCGGGAACGAUUGGCAAUUCUUCGCUCAUCGAUGCUUUGAUUCAGAGUGGCAAGAUCAAUGUCUCUGCGAUCAACGGCACAUGGGAAGCUUUCACAUCCACCAUGGUAGCGAACCCAAUGGAAGGCGUGGACCAGGCUCUGGUCAUUGCAGGUAGCGACAGAAGAGGAACUGUUUACGGAAUUUACGACGUGUCCGAGCAGAUCGGCGUAUCACCAUGGUACUUCUGGGCCGAUUCUCCUCCACAGAAGCACGAUUCCAUCUACGCCAUGAACACCACCAAAGUUCAGCCUUCUCCGUCAGUCAAGUACAGAGGCUUCUUCCUUAAUGACGAGGCACCUGCUCUGACCGGUUAUGUCAACGAGAAGUUUGGCUUCAACGAGUAUGGCUCGAAUUUUGGCGCCGACUUCUACCACACCGUUUUCGAGCUUCUGCUUCGUCUGAGGGCCAACUACUUGUGGCCUGCUCAGUGGAACUCAAUGUUCAAUGUUGAUGACCCUAGAAGUCAGAACAUGGCCGAUGCCUAUGGUAUUGUGAUGGGUACUUCCCACACCGAACCCAUGAUGCGUUCGACCAAGGAAUGGAAUGAAUUUGGCAACGGAACCUGGUCAUGGUCCACGAACAAUGCUUCUAUCUACCCCUUUUUCGAGGUUGGCGCAGAAAGACUGCGUCCAUACGAGGGUGUCAUCACCAUGGGUAUGCGUGGCUCAGGUGACACAGCACUCUCGGCUGGUAUCGAGACCGAGCUUCUGGAGAACGUUGUGUCUGCCCAGCGCGACAUUCUUGCUCAAGUCUUUGGUAAUGCCAGCGUCAUGGAUCCCAAUGCUGUGCCUCAAUUGUGGUGUCUGUACAAGGAAGUCCAAGGUUACUACGAGGCCGGUAUGACUGUUCCGGAAGAUAUCACUCUGCUCUGGACGGACGACAACUGGGGCAACAUUCGAAGACUCCCCGUUGGCAACGAAACCUCCAGAAGCGGAGGUGCUGGUGUUUACUACCAUUUCGACUACGUCGGCGACCCGAGAGACUACAAGUGGAUCAACACUGUCCUCAACCAAAAGACUUGGGAACAGAUGCAUCUUGCUUAUGAAAGACAAGCCAGACAGAUUUGGGUUGUCAAUGUCGGAGACCUCAAACCUCUUGAAUUGCCGAUCUCUCACUUCUUCGAUCUUGCUUACGAUAUCAACCGCUGGGACAAAGACAGUACUCCUGAAUGGCUUGAGCUCUGGGCGUCUCGUGAGUUCGGUCCCGAGGUUGCAGCCCAAACUGGAUCACUCAUGAACAAGUAUUCUCUGCUUGCUGGACGUAGAAAGUUCGAGGAAGUCGAUCCUAACACAUUCAGUUGGAUCAAUUAUGAUGAGGCGAAUACUGUGCUCGCUGAGUGGACUGCACUACAGAAAACAGCACAAAGCAUCCUUGAUGGACUGCCCGUCGCCACACAGCCUGCCUUCUUCGAGAUGGUCUAUCACCCUGUCACAGCUGCUCGCACUUACUACGACAUUAUGAUUUCUGCUGCCAAGAACAACGUGUAUGCUCAGCAAGGACGUACUAGUACUAAUGCUAUUGCACAACACGUGCAGAACCAGUUCUCAUACGACCACCAACUUUCCAAGUCUUACAACGGGCUGCUGAAUGGCAAGUGGAACCACAUGAUGGACCAGACUCAUAUUGGCUAUCAAUAUUGGCAGCAGCCUAUGAGACAAGCACUUCCUCCUCUUCAGUACGUGCAGAUGGCCGAGCGUGGUCUGAUUGGAGACUUGGGUGUUGCUGUCGAAGGUUCCAACGCCACCGUCCCUGGUGACGAUCGCUUCCACUCCCUUUCAUCCAUGACGCUCUACCUUCCGACCCUCGAUCCCUAUGGUCCCGCCAGAUGGAUCGAUGUCUUCCAUACCGGCACUCAGAAGAUCACCUGGAACGUCCAAUCUAGCGUGCCAUACUUGAACUUUACUCAAAAGACUGGCACAUUGUCUCCCAACGGCACUACUGAUACCCGCAUCUGGGUGUCCGUCGACUGGUCCAAGGUCGCUCAUGGCGCGAUCAACACGACUACGAUCAACAUUACGAGUUCUGCUGACUACGGUACUCAGUACAGCGUGCCAAGAGUUGUCAUCUCGUACAACAACACUGCCGUACCUUCAAACUUCACCAAUGGACAUGUCGAAUCCGACCGUACCGUCUCAAUCGAAGCCGAACACUACUCCUCAAUUUCAAACGGCGGCAACUCAUCAGUAUCCUAUGAAGUCAUCCCAGGUCUAUCUCGCACGCUCUCAGGCGUUACCUUGUUCCCAGUCACCGCAGACUCUCUCACAACUACGACUGCUCCAGCACUCGAAUACGACUUCUACACCUUUACAAACCUGAGCUCAGGAUACACUCCUAACACCGUCAACGUCACACUAUACCUCGGUACUUCUUUAAACACUGUCCCUGAUCGCCCUCUUCGCUAUGCCGUGCAGCUCGAUGAUCAAAAGCCUCAGACGCGUCAAUAUAUCAUCGAUCAACCCCAAGGUGCUAACCCUACUGGUUGGUUGACUGCUGUUGCAGAUGUGAUUUGGUAUAACGCGACUACUUGGAACUACACAGGUCCUGGCGCGCAUAAGCUGAAGAUUUGGGAGCUGGAGCCUGGUGUUGUUCUGCAGAAGGCUGUUGUUGAUCUUGGUGGUGUGAGGAAAAGUUACCUGGGUCCUCCUGAGAGCCAUAGGGUCUGA
Molecule: messenger RNA, 3090 nt
Organism: Aureobasidium subglaciale EXF-2481
Lineage: Eukaryota; Fungi; Ascomycota; Dothideomycetes; Dothideales; Saccotheciaceae
Product: glycoside hydrolase family 115 protein
Exons: 2
Coding region: 1-3090 (1029 amino acids)
Source: RefSeq, a predicted model, not a curated record